AUGGCGCCAACCACCGGCGCGUCGCCGAGGAACCGCACACUUGAUGACGAUAUCUGGCGCAUGGUCGUAGACUGUCUUCUUGACGACCUUCGUGACGAAUACCCUACACGUCCGUUAUUGCCUGACAGUUACCUCGAGCCGAUCGUCGCCUGGCAGCCGGGCCCGCAGUCGUCGAGGCCGCCGGCAUGCCUGCCUUACAACUGUUGUUGGACCCCUCGCGGAGCCAGAAGCGGGCAAGCGCAGAGUUGUUUCUUUCAACGACUUGAGCGCCAGGGCCUCACGGCUAUGUUGCACGCGAAUAGGCAGCUUCGACGAGUAGUCCUCUAUCACUACGGCUACCUACCCCUCUUCCGCUUCAAAGACCCCACGUUCUGGAAUCAUCAUCGCGACAUGUUUAUCCAAUCAGGAGACAUCUUCAUCCCUACUGGCGCUUGCUUAUGCCUUGCACGCUGGGCGUCGCGUCAUGUACGCAGGGCUCGCCGGAUCAAACUCACACUGCCAUCGACGGAUGAGCAAGACUUACACUCGUCCGCGAGAUGGCUUAUUGACGCCUUCCUUGAACACGGGAUAGGUCGGCUCGAGGACCUCGACGUGCGCUGCGAUUGGGCGGAAGCAUACGAGGAAGACGCCGCGAAAAUCUACUUCAUUUCCGCGGUGAUUCGGCGGAUGCGGGCCCUGAACUUCCCCGGCGCCGUUGUCGGACCAAACCUCUCGGACUUAGAACUGGCUUCUGAGGAGGACCACUACUCCUGGAAACUUCACGACACGUGUCAGAUGCUUCGGGAGUGUACGCGACUCAAGAGGCUGACGCUACUCGCUAUCGUAUCUCCCGACAUCUCAACUUGGAAUCCGGACACUGAGAGCCCCAUCAUCUUACAGGACCUCUCUUUCAUUCAUGUCAGAGACUCCCUGGUAGUCUGGAGGGCACUACACGGCCUUCUCUUUGCCCCACAGCUUGCAAGAGUGCACGUGGACGUCAUCGCUGAACGCAUGAUGAGCAAUCAUGAUCCAGAUUUGGCUGCCUUUGAGAUUGAGUGCGGCGAAAUCGCACGGCUAGCCGUGCGCCUUUGUCCCCGGGCAAUUCUUUCGGCCGAAGAUCUGACGUACAGUCUCCAUUUUCAACGUGACCUCGAUGAGGACGUACCAUACAUUGCACCGAUGCUCGUGAAUUGGCCCGAAUAUCUUCAAGCGAAGCUCACGCGCGCGCAUCCCUUCCCAGAUGACGCCGGCCUCCCCGUUAAGGACGAAUUGGAGUUUAUAUUGACGCAACGCUCGGCCAUGACGUCUACAAAGCCCCUUGCUCCUGGCGAGCGCCGCCUACAAUCGCCGCGCGCACACCCUUUUGACGUCUUCACAAAAUUUUGGAUUGCCGCCUUAUAUGCGCUACAGACAUCGAGCCCCAUGCAUCGUCAUGUUCUUUCCGACCGCGUCAUCGAGUUGGUGAUGAGCUGUGACCAUCGAGCGCCAAGUCCAAUCAGUUGGCACGAAUUGUUCGUCGAGAUGCCGAAUAUACGCAAGCUAUACGUGCUCGGCAUUCGGAAGGACGGAGGCGGUUUGCGUCAUCUCGCGUCCGCGUUGGGCACGUAUAUGCAGGAGACAUUUGUUCCUGGAGAAGAGAUAGUUGAGAUCCGUCUUCCGCACUGGAAUUCAAGGCGGGGUCCGAUACCCGUGGAUGCGCUGGAGGAAAGAUACCAUAACGUACGAGAAUUCCAUGUACAUCCCAUAGUCUGGUCGCAAUGA
Peniophora sp. CBMAI 1063 is the source of this 1740-nucleotide messenger RNA. Lineage: Eukaryota; Fungi; Basidiomycota; Agaricomycetes; Russulales; Peniophoraceae. The record is from the annotation of a GenBank genome assembly.